This is a messenger RNA of Thrips palmi, 851 nucleotides long. Its product is annotated as beta-glucosidase 1A-like. The transcript is spliced from 4 exons. The record is from RefSeq and is a predicted model, not a curated record. NCBI's taxonomy places the organism in Eukaryota, Metazoa, Arthropoda, Insecta, Thysanoptera, Thripidae. The coding region runs from base 268 to 846 and encodes 192 amino acids. Gene Ontology annotation, biological process: carbohydrate metabolic process. Gene Ontology annotation, molecular function: beta-glucosidase activity.
UGUAUCCGUAAGAAGUUUAGUGUGUACCCUCGACAUUUUUUUUGUAAAUGUAUAACAACUUCUUUGUUUGAAAACAGAAAAGUGUUGUUUAUGAACAGGUUGGUGCCAUUUGGAAAUGGUAAUUCUGUUACACAACAACUUAUUGUCAGAGAUCAGAUACAGAGAGCCAUCAUCCCUUUUUACAACACUGCUGUUGAAUAACGACUCAGUGUCCAACAAUAUGCCGUUCUUCUACAACAAGUGUUGCUAAAAAACUUAACAGGAUAUAUGCUGUUAAUUAACAGCAUCUUUUCUAUCAGUGUGGGCAGCGUCACGGCAGACAUCCCGUUCGCCCACGUGGCCUUCGACGGCCUCAGGCAGGGCGAAUCCAACGACCUGCUGUUUUACAAGAUUGAACCUGAUGCACUGCGAAUGGCAAUCCUGUGGACUUGGCAAAAAUACAAGCGUCCUCUCCUCGUGACGGAAAACGGUCUGGGCGACGCCAUGCACCUUGGGAAGCAUGAUGAAAUGCGAGCCGCCUAUCACAGCGCCUACUUGCGGACGCUCGUGAAGACAGUGAAGGACUUCAGCGUUGACAUUAUUGGAUAUUGCGCGUGGAGUCUCAUCGACAGUUUCGAGUGGAGUGCUGGUUACAAGCGCCCCUUCGGCCUGGUACACGUGGACUACGAGCACGGCACUUUGGAUCGGAGCCUGAAAGACUCGUCCAGCUUCUGGAUCGAAAUGGCGGAGACGGGUGUCGUGCCGCUCGCGAGGGAGCCAACUUCUUCGACGCCAUCGUCCAACAGCCCUGCUGCCGCAAUUUGGACACUAGCCCUCUCUGUAUUUUUGACCCUCUUUCGACAUUAAAUGAU